Centruroides sculpturatus (bark scorpion) is the source of this 661-nucleotide messenger RNA. Its product is annotated as doublesex- and mab-3-related transcription factor 1-like. The coding region runs from base 60 to 620 and encodes 186 amino acids. Gene Ontology annotation, molecular function: RNA polymerase II cis-regulatory region sequence-specific DNA binding; DNA-binding transcription factor activity, RNA polymerase II-specific. Gene Ontology annotation, cellular component: nucleus. The record is from RefSeq and is a predicted model, not a curated record. Gene Ontology annotation, biological process: regulation of transcription by RNA polymerase II; sex differentiation. NCBI's taxonomy places the organism in Eukaryota, Metazoa, Arthropoda, Arachnida, Scorpiones, Buthidae. The transcript has 2 exons.
CGUCGGAGGCGCGGUUAAGUCGAGCGGCGGAAGCGGCGCGACGGCAGUCGACGGCGCAAAUGGGGACGAAAGCGAACGUCGGACGCGUUGACAGAUUCUUAGAUGAACGCGAAGAAAUCGAGUCGGAUAACCGGGAGAGUGACGACGGCGGCGGCGGCCGCACGGUUAAUGCCAAAGGCGGCGGAGCAGCGGCGUGGACGGCCAGCGACGACGGAAGUAACCGGCGAGUCCCGAAAUGCGGAAGGUGCAGGAACCACGGCCUAAGAAACGCUUACAAGGGCCACAAGCGCUACUGCCGCUACCGCUCUUGCCAGUGCUGUCGCUGCAUGAUUCUGUCGGAGAAGAAGACCGUUCUGGCCAAACAGGUGGCCGCCAAGAGGGCCCAAGUCCGAGACCAGCCCGCCGCUCCAGAACAGCCCACGCCCGUAAACCGCCCCUUAACGCCCGUCUUGGACGCCCCCGAAAGCGCUUCCACUUCCCGACUCAGCUUCAACCCGGUGCUCAACGGUAAUUACCACUUUUUCUUAUAUUUACUAUUAUCUCUACUGUCAAAUACUACUUCCGCCUCUUAUUCGCUACCGCCGAACCGUUUAUAUCGCUCGAGUAUUCUAUAUUUUUAAGAGAAGCGAACUCUAGCGAAUUAAUAGAGAGGUUGAGGCGC